Molecule: messenger RNA, 1404 nt
Organism: Antechinus flavipes (yellow-footed antechinus)
Lineage: Eukaryota; Metazoa; Chordata; Mammalia; Dasyuromorphia; Dasyuridae
Product: zinc finger protein 19-like
Exons: 4
Coding region: 125-841 (238 amino acids)
Biological process (GO): regulation of DNA-templated transcription
Source: RefSeq, a predicted model, not a curated record
GGAGAAAGGAUGAACGUCUGCGCAGGCGCAAUGUACAGCUGGCGCCAGGAGCAAGCCGCGGGCUGCCGGGGGAGCGGAGGGGGAGAGGCGCGCGCUGAGAUUUUCCUUCUAAGGACGGUUUUCGAUGCUUCCCCCCAAACUUGAUUUGCUGGGUCUCAGUCUCGCCCUUUCUCAAGCCGACGGUCCCCUCGAGGAGAGAAUGGCGUCUGGGGUUCUGCUGGCCAGAGUCCAGGAGGCGGUGACCUUCAAGGAUGUGGCUGUGGACUUGACCCGGGAGGAGUGGGGGCUCCUGAGCCCUGUGCAGAGGGAGCUCUAUAGGGAGGUGAUGCUGGACAACUACAGGAACCUGGUGUCCCUGGGUAAGGCUGGAAAAGAAGGAGUGCAGAAUCUUGGGUGCUCAGCUCGCAUGUUCAGAGAGGAGAGAGACAGACAGAGACAGUCAGAGAGAGUGAGAGACAGAAAGACAGAGACAGAAGCCGAGAGAGGCAGACAGACAGAGACACACACAGAGACUCAGAGACCACUUCUCUCCUGGGCCCUCCUUCCCAGACCUGGGCCCUCUGAGGGGCACUUCCAGGGCCCGGCCCGCCCAGAGUGGCAAGCCUGCUUUGCCCUAUCACAUGACAAAAUUGUGCCCGUUAGUCCGGGGGCUGGCUGGACCCCUGCUUCUGGUGCCACCCCCUUGUUGUGGUUCUCCAAAGAGCCCCUGCAAGAGGGGCAGCCUCCAGCAGAAGAGGCUGGAAGUCUGACUCUGAGGUGGCCCCAGAGCUGUGUGCUUGGAAAGGGAGCUCAAGCCCAAUGGGGGGUCUUGGGGGCCCAGCAUGUCCCAUCACCCUCCUGAUGCCUGUUUUCACUCUUCUUUUGAGGAAACCUUGAACCCAGGCUGCCUUCAAUGACUCUGUAAGCAUUUAUUGAGCACCUGCUAUGUACUAGGUGUACAAAGCAGUGCCUGCCCUUAAGGAUGCUGGAGUCUCCUGGAGAUUGCAGCUAGUGCCUCGAUAUUAGCAGCAGGCGAUGGGCUGGGGAGGCUGCCGAGGAGCUGGGCUGGCUGGGCGUGAGGAGGGAGGGUAACGGGCAGUGGGGAUGGGGUGCGGGCAGUGAGAGGAGGCCAGUUUGGAUGGGCCAGAGGGUGGGAAAGGGAAGCCCCUCGGGAUAAUUCCAGAGCUGGAGUGCAGCCGGGUCACGGGGUGGGUCCCAGAGGCCAGAGAUGUGGCCGACCACGUGGAACAUGUGCUGAAGAGCGGUUCUUGGGCUCUUGCAGUCACUGAGGCAGCAGGAAGGAGGGCCGAGGGGCUGGGGGGAGACACCUCAGAGCUAGCAUCGGGGACCCUUGGUGGCUAAGGGGGAGUCAAGGAUGAGUCUGCAGUGGGAAGCUGGGGGACCAGGCGCCUUGUUCUCCCCCAU